This is a messenger RNA of Acyrthosiphon pisum (pea aphid), 879 nucleotides long. Its product is annotated as putative multidrug resistance-associated protein lethal(2)03659. NCBI's taxonomy places the organism in Eukaryota, Metazoa, Arthropoda, Insecta, Hemiptera, Aphididae. Bases 24 to 350 code for a protein of 108 amino acids. The record is from RefSeq and is a predicted model, not a curated record. The transcript is spliced from 3 exons.
AUACCAAUUUUUUUAGAUUAAACAUGGAUGCUAAUAACAAAGAAGAAAGGCCCCCAAAUCCAAGAUCCAAAGCUAAUAUCUUUGAAAUUAUCACUUUCAGUUGGAUCUUAAAGCUUGUUAAGAAAGGAUUGAAAAAAGAACUGGAUGUGAUUGAUUUGUAUACAAUUCUGGACGAAGAUUCGUCUGCCUUACUGGGAUCCAAAUUAAAAAAAAUAUGGAGUAACGAGCUAAAAAAUGCAACGAAAAAAAAUAAAAAGCCUAGUUUUUUGAAGGCACUGUUUCGAAUGUUUGGGCUUAAAUUAAUUAUUUAUGGAGUUUAUUUAGCAAUAACUGACAUGGUAUUUAGGUAAUUAGGGUUGUAGAAGUAUAUAAUAUUAUUAAUUAUAAUGUAAUGGCCAAUAGGUAACUAAUACGUUGUAUGGAGAGAUAUAAAACAAUAUAGUAAUACUACCUACCUAUAAUAUUUACUACCUAUUGAUUGAUAUUCAAUAUUAAGUUACAUACGAUUGUAUAAAUAAGUAACUAAUACCUGGGUAGUGGGUACCUAUUUUUGUAUUCAGUUUUAUAAUCUUAAUAUUAUUCAUAUUGGCAUUAAUCAGUAUUUACUAAUUUAAUAGACAUGAUAUAAUUUCAAAAUGUUUUGACUCCUUUUGAGCUAUUUGUGUACAAUAUUAUACCUGGAUAGUUACACCUUUUGAACUAUGCAUAGGUACUUAAGUCUUAAAUACUAAUAUAAAUUAAUAUAAAAUACAUUUAUACCCUAUUAUAUUAGAUAUUUCAAAAAUGUAUAAGUCAAAUAGUUUUAAGAUUAUAGAAAUUUUGUUAGUUCAAGAUAGCUGGUACCUAAUUAAAAAUAGGGGUUAUAUUUUCUAAACAGAA